Molecule: messenger RNA, 1117 nt
Organism: Eurytemora carolleeae
Lineage: Eukaryota; Metazoa; Arthropoda; Copepoda; Calanoida; Temoridae
Product: structural maintenance of chromosomes protein 5
Exons: 9
Coding region: 1-816 (271 amino acids)
Biological process (GO): double-strand break repair via homologous recombination
Cellular component (GO): Smc5-Smc6 complex
Molecular function (GO): ATP hydrolysis activity; ATP binding
Source: RefSeq, a predicted model, not a curated record
AUGGCUGAUGGGGAGGCGAAGAAAACUACAGGAUUGAAUAAGGGAGCUAAGGAUAAACCUCCGCAGGAAAUACAGGAUUAUUGGGAUCAGGCUGGAUUCCCGGAUAGCGUGGACGAAAUUGAUCAGUUAUCUGGACGAUUAGAAGCUCAAGCAGCCUGUGCAGACAACAUUAAUCAGUCUGUACUAGAGAAGUACAGAGAGUUGAAAGAACAGAUUCAGGAACUUGAAACAGAUGUCAAAAGGAGAGGGAAGGAGAAACAGAACCAAAGCAAGAGAUUAGAAAGCGUCAAAGAGGAGUGGUUAUCCUCUCUCAACAAUCUAGUUGGGAAUAUUAACACAAGGUUUUCCAAGUUCUUCGGAAUAAUGGGGUUUGCAGGAGGGGUUCAGCUCCACACUGGGAGUCAUGAGAAUGAUUUCGACAACUACGGAAUCAAGAUCCUUGUCAAGUAUAGAGAUACUGAACCUCUCCAGGAACUAACUCCACAUCAUCAGAGUGGAGGGGAGAGGAGUGUAGCUACAGCUAUAUAUAUGCUGGCUCUACAGGCUCUAACUACUGUGCCAUUCAGAUGCGUUGACGAGAUAAACCAGGGUAUGGAUGCCAGGAAUGAAAGGUUGGUGUUUGAACUGCUGGUAGAGACUUCCUGUCAGGAAACUAACUCACAGUAUUUCCUGUUGACCCCUAAGCUACUGACCGGGCUGGCCUACAAUCCUCGUAUGAACGUACUCAUCGUCCACAACGGUCACGAGAUGCUUCAUCAUUCAGAGUGGAACAUUGAUUCCAUUUACGAGAAUUUGAAAAGCAUUGAGAGCGCUUGAGGAGCAUGAAGCGCGCCUAAGGAGCAUGUAACGCGCUUAAUGUGUAGUCUGCUCUUCCUUUUCAAAUUGUGUAGACUUAAGACAUAUUCACUGUUCAGGACCAAUUUUUUAAAAGUUCAAUUAAAUUUUUAGUGUAUGUCCGCCAAAGACGAAAUAUUUUUUCAUCUUGGAUUUAUUAUUCCUGCUUUUUGGGUCCUAAAUUUCAUUAUAAAAAUAACGUACAAGAACUGAAAAUUUCUGUGAUAAUUGCGAUUUUUUUUAAUGUAACCGAAAAUAUUUGAAAUAUAUGCAUCUAUCCUUA